This is a messenger RNA of Glycine soja, 333 nucleotides long. NCBI's taxonomy places the organism in Eukaryota, Viridiplantae, Streptophyta, Magnoliopsida, Fabales, Fabaceae. The record is from the annotation of a RefSeq genome assembly.
AUGAAAGAAGGAAAGGAGGACGCGAGGAAAAGAAGCGGGAAAUUGCGUAGAUACAGAGGAAAGCAAUCCCUCUUAUCACGCUCAUGCCCCUUAGCUUCACCUAGAUCGAAUAGACAGGCCAAAUCAACUCGGUCUUCAUUAGUAUGCUUACUCAUUGCUGUGAAACCAAUGGUGAGGAUUGGUCACAUAGGUGACCUACAGCUGGGCAUAUACACUAAAAACCUAAAAACAACGACUGGAAACACUCCAUUCAUCAUGGUGUAUGGUGCUGAAGCUAUCAUUCCCCGGUCACCAGUCUACGAUUGGCAGUACCGCAUCGAUUGGGAGACAUAG